CCUGUGUCCUUCAUCAGUCAAGUUCGAUUAUUGCUACGAACAGGCCACUGGAAGGAAGUCUGUCCAAGACAUUCUGACAAGUGUCUACUAAUAGUGCGUGUCCCGUAUCAUCAGCCCGCAACAACGCCGAAAACCAUUGCAAUGCGCUUCUUUGUGGUAAUAGCCGCCUGUCUGGCCGUCGCGUCGGCCGAUAUCGGGCUCGACCUGCGUCAGGGAGCAUCGGCCGGAAGCAGCAGCUACGCCGGUAGCCAAGGCGCAGUGAGCAUCGAUUACGCACCCGCCCUUUUCGAGGACUCCGUCGUCGGUGGAGCUGCAUCCGGUGCCAGUGCCCGCUCGUUCGGUGGAGCCAGCUCGUUCGGUGGAGCCGGCUCGUACGGCGGCGCUUCCUCCGGAGCGUCCAGCGGCGCUUACGCAGGCGCUGCCAGCGGUGCACAGUACAAUGCCGGCUACCAGGCGGGACUUCGUGACGGUGCUUCUGCGUCUGCCGGUUCGUCUGCAUCGGCCGGAUCAUUCGGUGGAGCCGGAACCCGUUUCGGUUCGAUUGCUGGAUCUAACGCUAACGGCUUCGUCGGUAGCGGCAGCUCGGCCGGAUCUAGCAGCUUCGGCGGUAGCGGCGCGUUCGGCUCGGCUUCGGCCGGUGCAUCCGCCUUUGCCCAGGCCAAGACGGAGGUGCGCUAUGCUGCCCCGGUGGUCCUGAAGAACUUCUACUACCAUGUCGCGCCGGAGGAGCCGCAGGCCGAGGCCGGAGCCAAAACGCUCACCAUCACGCCCCGCAAGCACUACAAGGUCAUCUUCAUCAAGGCCCCGUCUGCCAGCGCCAACGCCGGUGCAUCGUCCCAGGCCGCCAGCCAAACCGAAGAGAAGACGCUCGUCUACGUGCUCGUCAACAAGCCCGCCAAGGCACAGGCCACUAGCGAGGCCGAGGCAAGCUCGUUCACCUCUGGCAAGCCGGAGGUGUACUUCAUCAAGUACCAGGGUGCUCAGGCUCAGGCUCAGGCUGGCGCUAUUGCUGGAGCAGUUGGUGGACAGGCUGGAUCGUUUGCCGACGCUCAGUCCAACGCUGGUGUUUCAUACGAUGCCGGUUUCGGUGGUGCCUCUGGUUUCGGUGGUGCCUCUGGUUUCGGUGGUGCCUCUGGAUUCGGUGCUGGUGCCGGUUCGUCUUCAUUCGCGAAUUCCGCUUCAUCGGCCAAUGUUGGCACUGACUUUGUUGACUUCGGUGCACGUAGCGGUGUGUCGGUUGGCUCGGUCGGAAGCAGCGGAUACAACGCCGGCUACACUGCCGGCUAUACCGCGGCCGCUACCGGUGGACUGGCAGUUACGCCCUCGUACGACUCCGUGGCCGUCGGUGCUAAUGCUGGCGCUGGUAGCAGUAUCGUGUAUUAAACCCACGACCCCCGGCCCCAGAUCGCACCCGAGAACUAACCGAGCCCAAAGCGUCUGUGUUCAGCCUCAGCCGGACUAGCCUUCAGCGGCAGUAACGGUGCAGCUGCGCAGCUGCAUUGCUCAACGCAACCGAAUAGCAACAUUGGAAAACGGACGAACACGAAUCGGGCAGAUUGGAUUCAGCACGCAUGAGUCGAACUGACGACUGCGCCAUGUAACUAGUACCUUUAACGUAGCAUUCUUCCCUGCCCCAGCAUUCCUUUGCCUCUUCCUCUCAGUCAUCGGACUGUUCCUCUUGCAUUUCUACUUUAAACGUAAGCAACGUAAGAUAGGUUUAUUUUUCCCUCGAGCACCGUCGAACGAUAAACACGUGAGUGACAGUAACGAACUAGCAGAAUGGCGAAUUUUGUGCGAACGUAUAGUGAGAAGAAGCCAGCAAUUGUAUCUUAAGAAAAGUGUAUUCAAACACGUACACACACACACGCACGCACACGUUUAUAUACAUACACAUAUACGUAGACGUUUGAUGACAAACGUCGGUAAUAACAAACAAAAAAUGGAAUGAAAUGAUAAGAAUAAAAAUCGAUCGUCAAAAUGAAA
Messenger RNA from Anopheles merus, 1983 nucleotides. RefSeq names its product fibroin heavy chain-like. Bases 142 to 1383 code for a protein of 413 amino acids. The record is from RefSeq and is a predicted model, not a curated record. Lineage: Eukaryota; Metazoa; Arthropoda; Insecta; Diptera; Culicidae. The transcript has 2 exons.